This is a messenger RNA of Glossina fuscipes, 1912 nucleotides long. RefSeq names its product probable 4-coumarate--CoA ligase 3. NCBI's taxonomy places the organism in Eukaryota, Metazoa, Arthropoda, Insecta, Diptera, Glossinidae. The transcript has 4 exons. Gene Ontology annotation, molecular function: long-chain fatty acid-CoA ligase activity. The record is from RefSeq and is a predicted model, not a curated record. Bases 260 to 1882 code for a protein of 540 amino acids. Gene Ontology annotation, biological process: fatty-acyl-CoA biosynthetic process; long-chain fatty acid metabolic process.
UAUGCAAUGCCACUUUGAUAGCAAGUUUUAUUUGAUAAAAUCGCUGCUCAAGAUAAUCGCUAUGGCGUUGCUAUUUACUUAUAAUGCAUUUAAUCUCUAUAAACAUGAGGAGAUAUUGUAUAGCAGAAGUAGCUAUUUAAGCAGAAGUUUUGAAUAUAUUGAGAAGCGGCGCUUGUCUAUUCAAUACCAUUUAGACAAACGAGUUUUUUAGUUUCCUAGAUCAACAGCUAAAUAGUCGUCUACGGAAAGGAGGAAAGCAAUGAUUUCAACGAAAAGUACUUACAAUGAUAAGGAGAAAAUUUGGCGUGGUCUAGACGCGCCUUUAUUGUAUGGUCCAAAUUCUUCGCUUGGAUCGGCACUAUUGGAAGCGCUCAUGAAAGAUCCCAAUCACAUAACGCAGAUAUGUCACCCGAGCGGAAAAACGUAUACGAAUGGUGAAAUCGCUAGUUUAACGAUACGUGUUGCACAGCAUUUCCAGAAAUUAAAUUUUAAGCAGAGAGAUAUCGUUGGCGUUUGUGCGGUUAAUAGCGAUUUUAUAGCUCCUUUAGUUUUUGGAGCAUGGGCGACUGGCUUGAUCAUCAAUACGAUGGAUAUCAGUUUCGAUAGGGACGGUCUUAGACAUGCUUUUUUAAUUACGAAGCCGAAAAUCAUGUUCUGCGACGGCGUAAUAUAUCCCGUGAUAAAGGAAAUCUUUGAGGAGUGCAAUCUUACCAAAGCCAUUUACACGGUCAAGGACCAUAUUGAAGGUGUUCCAAAUAUAAAUGAAUUUCUUAAUUGCGUUGGUGAAGAAGAAAAAUUCAAUGUACCGACAUUGCCAAUGGGUGGCAACGAAGUGGCCGUAAUAUUGUAUUCAUCAGGCACUACGGGUUUGCCAAAAGGCGUCUGUUUGUCGCAUGUCAAUCUUUUAAACAGAAUGAUCUUUAAAUUAGAGCCAAAUGAUAGGAUAAUCUGCUUCAGUACACUGUAUUGGUUGUCAGGUAUAGUAGUUGCUAUUGGCGUCACAACGGCUGGCGGCACCAGGAUCAUAUCGGAGAAUGCUUAUAGUCCCGAGAGUUUUUUCGAAAUAAUUGAACGAUACAAAGCAACUAUCAUGUUCACACCGCCGUCUCAAUUAGCUCAAGCAUUGGGUUCACCGAGACUUCAAGAAACUGAUUUAUCUAAUUUGCGCACUUAUUUGUGUGGCGGAAGCAUGGUUUCGUAUUCUCUCGUUGUUAAAUUAAAACGUUACGCGCCAAAACUCUUAUUUAUAAACGGUUACGGGAUGAGCGAAGCAUCGGGAGCUUGCACCUAUGGCGAAAUGAAAGCGGAAAAUGACGUUGGCGAAGUUGCUGCAAAUAUUGAAUUGAAAAUAGUUGACGAUAACAAUCUGGCUUUGGGUCCUGGGAGACUGGGUGAACUGCACAUACGCACAAAGUUUCCUUGGCAUGGUUAUUAUAAAAAUCCUGAAGCAACCGCUGCUACAUACGAUUCAGAGGGUUGGAUACAUAGUGGCGAUAUCGGAUACGUUGACGAAAACGGUAGGGUAUACCUACUCGACCGUAAAAAGGACAUAGUGAAGUAUAAUAAUUUUCAUUUCUAUCCAACGGAAAUUGAAAAUAUCAUAAGCACAAUACCGGACGUAGUUGAGGUUUGCGUAUGUGGCAUUCCCGAUAUCUCUUGCGGCCAUUUACCCGCUGCUGCCAUAGUUAAGAAACCAAAUAGUACACUUACAGAGGAUGACGUUUACGAUUAUGUUGCCAGCAAGAUGGCACAUUUUAAGCAUCUAAGAGGUGGCAUUUACUUUUUAGAUAGUCUACCAAAAACUCCCUCCGGGAAAAAUAUUCGCCGCGAGGUAAAUGACAUUUGUGUAAAUAAACGAAACCAAUUAUUAAAAAAACCUUAAGUGCGCUUCUAAAUGAUUGUACACAUAUGG